Messenger RNA from Klebsormidium nitens, 2682 nucleotides. The record is from the annotation of a GenBank genome assembly. Lineage: Eukaryota; Viridiplantae; Streptophyta; Klebsormidiophyceae; Klebsormidiales; Klebsormidiaceae.
CCCAAACGGAUCCACCCUUGACACGGCGCAUCAAAAUGUAGAACUGAAGACCUCACGCUGUCGUGAUUUACGGCCUCAUUCAUCCGCCGUACCAGUACAAUGUUCUUCCAGAGUCGUUUGAGACGUUCAAUGUAAUUGCCCAAUGCGUCUUAUUGCGCCAUUCAAAUGUGAUGCUCAUAUUCCUGAUGCAGCCCCUACAAAACUCCAGGCAGAGAGCUGGUUGCACUUCAUAUUGCAGUGAUCAAGGUUAAUCGGCGCACUUGAGCUCCAGCUGACUUCCUCUAAGCGCCUCCCUGAAGCCGGCCAGUGGCGACAACUACUUGGACCUGCUUCCGUCAGCAUCAUCAGCAGGCGCUGCUUUAAGGAUCAGGUACUGGCAAUCUUCUUAGCUCUCAGUCGUCUCUGAGACGUCUCCCUAAUCCAGCUCGACGUUCCCCAGUAAGCGGGCAGCGCCAUAUUUGAACUUCAAUUGGCGGUGUUCUGCAGGAUAACCCGCAACCGGACGACCAACCAACACUCAUGGAUGCGGGUCAGGAUUUCAACCCGCCCGCCGAGGUCAAGCGACAAACCCGGGCCCCAACAGAAGCCAAACCAACGGUCGGGGUUAAGCCGCUAACCGGCGGUCAGUUCAAACCUCUGGAGGUGGUUAUCUCGGGGGCCGGCCCGGCGGGGCUGCUGCUCGCGCACUAUCUGCUGGAGAAGGGCGGGGGCCGCUUUCGGGUGUCGCUUUUUGACUGGAGGGACGACCCGAGGAGGGCCCGGGACAGCACCGACCCCGGCAUUCGCAGGUACUCCAUCGGCCUUGGCAUGCGCGGCGCAGCCGCGAUCGCGCCAAUCCCCGGGCUGUGGGGCGCGCUCCAGGCCGCGGGCACCCCGGUGACCGCAUUCACAUUCACCAUGUUCGGGCGCUCGUUCACACUGAGAAUGCCCCCAGAGUGGAACCCGCCCCUGGCGAUCGACCGCAUGGAGCUGUGCGCGGGGCUGCUGGAGGAACUGCUCGGGAGACACGCCCCGGGCGGAUCGAGCGACCUGCUGAGUGUCACUUUCGACGCGCGCUGCACCGGCGCCGAUCUGCGCGGCCACGUGGCAACGUUUGAGGACGCCUCAGGCGCCAAGAGCGAGACGCGGCAGGUGCCGUACGACCUGCUCGUGGGCGCGGACGGCGUGCGCUCGCGCGUGCGCCUCGCGAUGAUGGAGCAGACCUGGGGCUUCGACGUCGAGCAGAGGACCAUCGACAUCGCGACCGUGAUCACCUACAUUCAGGCCCCCGAGGGGAUCAUCCCGGGCACUAUCCUUCGCAUUCCCGCGCUGCCGAAAUGCAAGAACCUGGGGGUGUUCCUCUUCCCGGGCACCAAGGACCGGCUGUGCCUCACGAUGGGCUGGUCCGACACGUGUCCGCCCGAGGAGUGGCUGAGCAUCAAAGACGCGAAGGAAGCGAAAGCGUUCCUGGACUCGCAGAUCCCGUGGAUGAAGGACGUUUCGGAGGAAGCUGUUGAGGACCUGCGCGCUCAGACGCCCUUCCUGACGACUGUGGUGAAGUGCAGUCGCUACCACGACGCCGCGGCCGCGGUCGCGCUGCUGGGCGACGCGGCGCACGCGACGCCGCCGUUCAUCGGCCAGGGCUGCAACGUGGCGCUCGAGGACGCAGCCACGCUCGCGCACCUCCUCCUGCGCGCCGCGGGCGUUAACGCGGACGACGAGACCGCUCUCCGCCUGGCAAAGCUCGAGCCCCUGAAGGAUCUCGACGCGCCCGCGACCACGCGCGAGCAGGCGCGCGCGCGCCUGCCGGCCGCGCUCGAGGUUUACUCGGCUCUGCGCGUCCCGGAGGGGCACGCGCUCGUGGACCUGUCCGAGAGCCGCGCCGCCUUCUCGACGUCCGCGCGCGUCCGCAUGGCCGUCCGCGAAAUCUGGAAGAACUUCCUGCUCUUCGCGUCCCGCGGCUUCUUCCGCGGCCCCGUGCGGUCGCAGGCCGGCGGAACGACCGAUCCGCUGGCAGAAAUCUUGGAGCGGAACAAGGGCGAGGUGCGGAGCGUGCUGGACUCCAACAAGCGCAUCAGGGAGGAGUGGCUCAAGAAACAGAGGGAGAAGAAAAUGAAAGCGGGGCUCGCGGUCCUGGUCGACCAAGAAGCCUGAUCAGCUCAUAUGAUGAAUCGAUGAAUGAAUCAAUCAUUGAACUAACUAGGUUUAGGGGUCAAGGGGUUUUGCCAGUACUUAUCAGGGGCGGAUCGCUAGAGGGUCUAGCGCUUGGUUCAGCAUUUCGAAGUUCCUAGCUAGGGUCUCGAGGGCAUAUAUAGGAUCUUAGACCUGUUGUGAGUUUCUUAGUCCAUCUGCAUGCGGUAAUUUGGAAAGGAGGUCAAUUUGAUUGAUUGCUUCAAACCUGAGCACCAGGGAGUGGGCGCUGCCAGACGCGCUGCCACGGCGGGCCCCACUCUGGAUGACGGGAUCGAUAGACAGGCCACUCCAGGGUGCGUCUUUGUGAAGCAGCUAUAUAGUCGGCUGCAGUGAUAAAUCAGGCAACUUUUGAGCCUAAUAACCAUUUUCUGAAUGGCGCGAUGCAAUCGAUCAGUGCCAGCGAGUCCCGCGGCCGUGCCCUUAAUCAACGUGCGUAUACUUGGAUAUAAUAGAAGUAUGAUCGACUUAAUUUGGAUGUUUGCCUGCAAAUUAACCAAAACAUUAAACGCG